Messenger RNA from Erpetoichthys calabaricus (reedfish), 3070 nucleotides. Its product is annotated as pinopsin-like. Gene Ontology annotation, biological process: phototransduction; G protein-coupled receptor signaling pathway; visual perception. The record is from RefSeq and is a predicted model, not a curated record. The coding region runs from base 65 to 1144 and encodes 359 amino acids. Lineage: Eukaryota; Metazoa; Chordata; Cladistia; Polypteriformes; Polypteridae. The transcript has 5 exons. Gene Ontology annotation, molecular function: G protein-coupled receptor activity. Gene Ontology annotation, cellular component: photoreceptor outer segment; membrane.
UGUAGAAAGUCAAUAUUAGCUCCAGGAUCUUGUGGAAGCCACUUGCUUUCUUGUCUCUGUGGUCAUGCAGCUUCGAAAUAACAUAAGCAUAGCAGAUGCAUCACCUACUGAAAAUGGGACUCCAGGUCCCUUUGAUGGUCCUCAGUGGCCCUACCAAGCACCACGCAGCACCUAUAUGAUGGUUGCAGCCCUAAUGGGCACAGUGGUGGUGGCUGCCACCUUCGUAAAUGGCCUGGUCAUUGUGGUGUCUGUGCGCUACAAGAAACUACGUUCUCCACUUAACUACAUCCUGGUCAACUUGGCAGUGGCGGACUUGCUGGUCACCUUCUUUGGCAGCACCAUCAGUUUUUCCAACAAUGCCAAUGGCUAUUUUUUACUGGGGAAGUCCGUCUGUGAGUUUGAGGGCUUCAUGGUCUCCUUGACAGGUAUUGUAGGUCUCUGGUCACUGGCCAUUUUAGCCUUUGAACGCUACAUUGUCAUUUGCAAGCCAAUGGGAGAUUUUCGCUUCCAGCAGAAGCAUGCUGUAAUUGGAUGCACCUUCACCUGGGUAUGGUCCCUAAUAUGGACAACACCACCUCUCUUUGGUUGGAGCAGCUAUGUCCCUGAAGGCCUGCGUACUUCUUGUGGUCCUAACUGGUACACUGGAGGGACAAACAACAACUCCUAUGUCAUGAUGCUCUUCAUUACUUGCUUUGUGAUGCCACUCAGCAUGAUCAUUUUUUCCUAUGGGAACCUCCUGGUUACACUGAGACUUGUAGCUGCCCAGCAAAAGGAAUCUGAGACCACCCAGCGGGCUGAACGGGAGGUCACCCGCAUGGUCAUUGCAAUGGUAUUGGCAUUCUUGAUUUGCUGGUUACCAUAUGCCACCUUUGCCAUGGUUGUAGCAAUUGACAAGGAUAUAGUCAUCAAUCCAACUCUAGCCUCCAUGCCCUCCUACUUCUCAAAGACAGCCACAGUCUACAACCCCAUUAUCUAUGUCUUCAUGAAUAAACAGUUCCGUAAUUGCAUGCUGACUAUGAUGUGUUGUGGCCGCAAUCCUUUUGCUACAGAAGAGGAGACUUCAUCUACUGCUUCCAGUACAGCAGGACGCACUGAGGUCGUCUCUGUGUCUUCAGGGGCUGGGACCAAGGUCAGCCCAGCCUAACUCACAACCAGGCCAUCAUCCAUACACAUUUCUGGAUCCAAAGUAUCUGGGUUUUAUCAGUUCUUAAAGUCCAUGCUUUCUUUGUGGCUGGCUGUAAUGCAGAUCUCUGUAUUUGAUGACAACAUAAACUUGUUACUGCGCUGAAUGGUUCAUAAGAAAAAGGACUGCUCUCCGUCCUUUUAUAACUAUAAGCUAGUUGUGUAGAAGCCAUUCACUUUACUCCUCAUAAAUUAUUCUUUCCUAAUUAUUUUAUAUUGUUCAUUGAUUGGGAGGUGCUUUGCAUUUUCCUUUACCACAGAGUUCACCUGGGUAGUCUGGUCCUAGUCUUAUUUUGAGGUGUUUCUUCUGCUAAUUCACCAUAUAACUUCACUGCCAAGGGUGGCUCAGGUGAAUAUAGAAAGAAGCCCAACUUCAAUUUUCACUUUAGUUGAUUGAGCUGAUUAAUUUUAGUCAUUUCUUCUGCUGUCUCCCAUACCUAUAUAUGGGCUUUCAGACUCUUUUGUUAUAUCAUUAUAUAGCUAAGUCUAAAGGUCUAGAUGACAAGUAGUUACAGCUCCACCCCCUGCAAAUGCAUGACUUCUUCUUGUCAGCUUCUUGGUAGAACAGCCCACAGCCUAGAGCUCAUCAAAUGACAGUGUUGAUGCAGAUGGUAAACAGUAGUAUUGUCCACAUGGCAUCCAAACACACUUCAGAUGGAGAAUGCAUCUCUUCAAACAAUGUCUCAUUAAACUGUGACAUUUCUUAGCGAAUUUCUUGUGAUUAGAAAUGCCAGGUAUGGAUAAGGAACAAAGUGGGACAAGCAUACCUACACUUCACAGUGGUCAAAGUAAAGCUGAAUCGGCUUUAUACUGCACUGGUUGCUUAAUUGCAGCAGACAGUCCUCUAAGACUAUGUGGAACCUAAGAAGGCAGUUGCUUUCUUGAAUAAUACCAUAAAUCCUGCCUUGGGUUGUUUUGAGGAAAUUGCUAAAGCAGUCCAUUAGGCAUACCUAGUUUAUACAGUAUAUCAAGUUUUACUUGGCCCAGUAUUGUAUGGUGCUUUACAAAGCAUUGAAGGUUGAAAGUUGAAGGUUGGGAGCGAGCACUGAUACAGCACAUUGACGCACCCACCACACGACAAACCACCUCAGGAUCCCAACUUAGGACCUGAGCUCAGCCAUGAAAGGUUACAGAGCAUUCAAGGAUAAAAAUCAAGUCAACUCUUGUAGCUUAAUUACAAAAUUGGUCAAACAGCUGGUUAAAUUCAUAUUACAAUGUGUAAUCAGUGAAUAAUACUAUAAGCUAAGAUAAUAUAGUGAUUAAGAUAACAUGACAGCUCCUCCUGGUGAGCACUGCAAUAUAGAAGCAAAAUGCCAAGUAGUUCACCAGGAUAUGAAAAAUGUCAUUCUUCUAAUCCAAUGCAGGUAAUGCUGAAAAAAGGGAGGAAUCAAAUAUUAUACAAUGAAACACUAAAGAAAGUCUACAUGGCCAGUAAGAGCCUGACUAACCAUAGAUCACUCCCUAAAUCAGUGGGUGGAAUAACUUUGCUGUCUCGCACCUUCAAACACUUUGUUAAACUAUUCCCUUUAAAUCCUCUUCUGUUCUCAGAUAUUUCACUCCUCUGGUGUCAGCUCAGUAGAUUUAUGAAAAUAAUACUCUGGGUCUUUCUUAUUUAUAUUUACUCUUACUGUUGAUUUUUACCAUUCCUGAAUUGCUAUCAUUUUGUGUCCAUUUUGUGUAUUUGUUUGUCAUGGGUGCCGCCAUUUCGUGUUUCUGGAUUUUAUGGGUUCCACCAUUUUGCAUACCUGGUUGCUGUGGUGCUGUGUUGUUGUUAGACGUAUAAUGUAUGUACGACAUGUCCUAUGACAUAAUGGCAGCCAUGUUAUAUAAAAUAGCUUUUUACAAUAAGAUGUAUCCAAAUCUUGUUGCAAAAUAAAGGAAUGACUUA